Rotaria sordida is the source of this 567-nucleotide messenger RNA. NCBI's taxonomy places the organism in Eukaryota, Metazoa, Rotifera, Eurotatoria, Philodinida, Philodinidae. The record is from the annotation of a GenBank genome assembly.
AUGAACUGGUAUAUUCGAUUACCAACCGAACGAUAUUGUCUUAUUCCUUAUUCAAAUAUUGCUGCUGAAAUAUAUCAUAUUAUGUUUUUAUAUAUUAUUCCUGUACUGUGUAUUGGAAUAUCAUAUGGAUGGAUAACUAUAUUCAUGCGUCAAAAAAGUCAAACAUCAUUGGUUGUAGCUGCAGUUAACCGGCGACAUCGAAAUGAAAGAGAUUUAGUAAUUAUUAAACGUAUUAUAUUGUUAAUAUUCAUAUUAGUUUUAUUACGUUUUCCAACAAUCGGUUUAAUGAUAUAUGGAGUUAUGGCUCAAGAGUUAUAUCCAUUAACAUAUGGAAUAAUUGGCAUUUUUACAGCAGUGUGUUUAGGAUCGAUUGGAAUUUCAACUAUAUAUGUAACACCACAAUUACGAAAACAAUUUCACAAUACUUUUAUUCAUCUAAAUAAUCGCGUACACAUUGACCAGACGCCAAUGAAUCAAACAGGUCCUACAACAGCAACAAUUGAGACUAUUCAAGUGACUAAAAAAAGCCAACAGAGAGAUGCUACAUCAGUACUACAAAACAAUUAA